UUUUGUAAAAAAAAAGUAAGUAAAAAAAUAUGAACUCUUUUUAUGCCGAAAAUGAUAACUUAAAACAAACAAUGACUGACGAUUGUGAUUUUGAAAAAAAAAAAAAAAAAAAAACAGAAUCAACAUGUAUUUGUUUUCAUUUCAAUUUUUCAUUUCAUCAAUUUGAAAAUACUAAAUUUUUGCUGUACACGUGUUUCCACCCUCUAACGUUAUUCUUCACACAACCGUUUUCUUCACUAUUGAUAAUAGGUACAUAUGUUGAGUUGGUUGUAGGUUGAAAAAAACUUGGAACUUGUCAGUGAUCAUGGAGGCGAGUGUAUCUGCUGAAGCAUUUCAGCCUCUCGAUGAAAUUUUAGAAGACGAAGGCAAAAGCAAAACCUUGCCGAAAGAAUCGUUAGCUUUCAGAAAUCAGUACAGACUAGAGGAGUCAUCAGUCGCCGAAAACUCGACCUCUGCAGUUUCUGGGAAAAUUAUAAAGCCAGAUCCUCUCAAGAAACGCAUUCCAUUGCUCAAUUCGUGUACUACUGCUGUAUCGCAGGUGCCUGAUGAAGAACUUCCGUUUGCUUUACAAAUGGAACUGUAUUUCAAGCGUGUUGAGGCUCAUUCUAAAAAGAAAAAGGAAAACCGAAAAUUAACUCAAGCUACAAUUAGAGAGCAGAGAACAAAAUAUGAAGAUAACCUUCGUGUGUUAAAAACGAAAGGAUAUUUUCCACCAGAUUGCGAGUUGGUAAAAGCGUUGGAAAGCACUGUCAAAGAUAUGGCAGAAAUUGAGAAGGAACUGGAAAUUUCGAUCAAUAGACUUGAAUGAUUUUAAUGCAUUUUGGACAGUCUACUUUCAUUUUUAAACUGAUGUUUAAACAAUAUUAUUUAUAGCAGUUUUUACCUAAUUCGAAUUUUAUCACUUUUUUGUAAUUUCCAACGAUUUAAAUGUUUACAGUGUUUUUAUGCGAUUUUAAACACGUUUUAAUAAAGUUUCAAGCCGA
This is a messenger RNA of Planococcus citri (citrus mealybug), 983 nucleotides long. RefSeq lists its product as uncharacterized. The transcript is spliced from 3 exons. The record is from RefSeq and is a predicted model, not a curated record. Lineage: Eukaryota; Metazoa; Arthropoda; Insecta; Hemiptera; Pseudococcidae. Bases 305 to 808 code for a protein of 167 amino acids.